Molecule: messenger RNA, 1293 nt
Organism: Ananas comosus (pineapple)
Lineage: Eukaryota; Viridiplantae; Streptophyta; Magnoliopsida; Poales; Bromeliaceae
Product: serine/threonine-protein kinase Aurora-1
Exons: 9
Coding region: 69-935 (288 amino acids)
Biological process (GO): mitotic spindle organization; protein phosphorylation; regulation of cytokinesis
Cellular component (GO): spindle pole centrosome; spindle microtubule; spindle midzone
Molecular function (GO): ATP binding; protein kinase activity
Source: RefSeq, a predicted model, not a curated record
CCCCUUGCCUCUCCAUUGGCAAAGACGACUCCUCUCUCUCUCUCUCUCUCUCUCUCUCUCUCUCUCUCAUGGCGAUCGUGGCGGAAACCCAGCAAGAAGAGAAGGUCGCUACAGUUGAGAAGCGUUGGACCUUGAAUGACUUUGACAUUGGAAAGCCUCUUGGAAGAGGAAAAUUUGGUCAUGUCUAUUUGGCCAGAGAAAAGAGGAGUAAUCACAUUGUGGCCUUGAAAGUCCUUUUCAAGAGCCAGCUGAAACAAUCUCAAGUGGAGCAUCAGCUGCGCCGUGAGGUGGAGAUACAGAGCCACCUCCGAAACCCUAAUAUACUCCGGCUAUAUGGUUACUUCUAUGAUCAGACGCGUGUUUAUCUGAUCCUAGAAUAUGCAGCUAAAGGUGAACUUUAUAAGGAGCUGCAGAAAUGCAAGUACUUCAGUGAGCGAAGGGCUGCGACUUACAUUUCAUCAUUAGCACGAGCACUGAUAUACCUCCAUGGGAAGCACGUAAUUCACAGAGACAUCAAACCAGAGAAUCUCCUUAUUGGACUUCAGGGAGAGCUAAAAAUUGCAGAUUUUGGGUGGUCGGUGCACACAUUCAACCGCAGGCGGACGAUGUGUGGAACACUGGAUUACCUUCCUCCUGAAAUGGUGGAAAGUGUGGAGCAUGAUGCAAGUGUUGACAUUUGGAGUUUAGGUGUCCUGUGCUACGAGUUCCUUUAUGGAGUGCCACCAUUUGAAGCAAAAGAACAUUCCGACACAUAUAGAAGGAUACUGAAAGUCGAUCUUAAGUUUCCUCCAAAGCCAGUUGUUUCUCCUGCUGCAAAAGACCUAAUCACGCAGAUGCUUGUAAAGGACUCCUCUCAGCGUCUUCCCCUUCACAAGUUGCUCGAGCAUCCGUGGAUUGUACAAAAUGCAGAUCCCACAGGCAUCUACAGAGGUUGAUUCUUUUCCGGGAGAGUUCUAGUGACACAUUCAAUUCUUUUCACCAAUGUUUAGGACUUAGCUUUGAGCUAUGAUAAAACGGUUCUUGUUCUCUCAUCCAAUAUCUUCAGCUUUAAAUAUAUGGACCGCUGAACUUUGUGUAAUUGUUAGGAUGUCAGGAUGGUGCGUUGACGCACUGGACCUUGAAAUUCUUGUAACCUAAUGGAAUGGCUCAUCAAUAGAUGCUUGCGGAUGAUUCCGCUUGUUGCUCUUUCUUUUCUUAGACUAGUAGUUUUUGUGUCUUAUUCAAUCUUAUUCAAUGUUCACACUCUGCAGAUGAUGUGUUACUGAAUCCUAUAACUAAUACUUGAUGGAAGCU